AUGUGCGCUAGGGGAAUAUAUGAAGCUGUAUUAGCUGGAGUGCGGCUGCAGUGCCAACAGCACCAGCAGCCGUGGCCAUCAUCACCUUCGCUGUCGUUGUCGAGGUCGAGUGGCAGUAGCGACACCGAAUCAAUGUUUGUCGCUGCCGCCGUCAUUAGUUGGGUCGGAAAUAUCCUGCUCGGCGAGCGACCCGGGCCCUCAAGAGGGUGCCCGUGCUCCGCCGCCUUCGCUGCGGCUGUCGCGGCUGCAGCGGCGAAGCCGGCUACAACGGUAUCUCUCGCGACGCCGGCGCCGAUGUGAAUGUAGAGUGUGCGGGGCAUGCCACACUUAAAAAUAUUAUAUUUAAUUAAACUUUACUUACCAUUUCUUAUUUUAUUCAUUUGAAGCACAUGCUUCACACUCAUCCGGGGGAAAGUGGUCAUAGACGGCCAUUGGACAAUUUACACAAAAAAAAAAGUUUUCCUCACUGAUAACUGCUAAAAUAUUAUUGUUUAUGCUAAAAUCUAUGAUAAAAUGUUCUGGCAAAUAAUCAGGCACUGGAUAGUAGCACCCAGGACAAAGUUCCCGUUUAAUGAAAUGGGUUUCACCCCAUGGCCAUAUUUGUCCGUUUUCGAACAUUUCUAUAAAGUCAUCUACACUUAAAAAUCUGUCUACGUCCAUAAAAAUGUCAUCCAUUAUAUAAAACUUAAACCAGAUCACUUAAUCAAAAAGCGCUACCUAAUUAAUAUAAACUACGAUACUUAAUAUAUCACUAAAUCAAAGAGCACUAUCUACUGAAAACACUAAAACUACACAAAGAACAUUGAAAGGGUAACUAUGACCUUUCAGAGCAAAACCUUACGAAAUACUGACAAUAUUGACCAAACAUUUUUAAUAUUUCUGUUACAAAAGUUAUUCUUCUGUUCAAGGGUCAAUAAUAUAUGAAAUUUAUUAGUUGCACUUCAAGUGAUUAGGAAACCACUUUUCACCACCUUAAGAAGUUUGUACUCGAAACAAUAAAAUCUGAUAAGUUCGAAUUCUAAAAUUAAUUUGUUAUGUGUGAAUGAAUAUACGAUAACUUUUUAUAGGAAAGUAAAGGAGUUGUUGAAAAAGUUUGCCACAACAAUUCCAGAAUACUAUUUCAUAAUAUUAGGCAUGCCAUACACAUUUACACAAUAUGGUUUAUUUAUUUAUUUUAUUGAAUUUAAACUACAAGUAGGUGACAUAAUACCAUUGACAUUCUUUACAAGGAAAUAAGUGAGUUGCGUAAGCAGAAAAGAAUAUACUAAUAAAUAAUGUUAUGCUCCGAAAAAGAUAGUUAAAGAAUAUUUUUUCUCAGGGAUAUUGGCCGAACAGAUGUCUUAUUUUUUAUAUUACAAUAAUAAACCAUACUAAAGUUAUCCGGUAACGCAAAGUUUUCACUGCAUAUUUUUUGCGAUGUCUAGUAUUUUAUGAUGGUUUUUACAACAG
Messenger RNA from Spodoptera exigua (beet armyworm), 1449 nucleotides. The record is from the annotation of a GenBank genome assembly. Lineage: Eukaryota; Metazoa; Arthropoda; Insecta; Lepidoptera; Noctuidae.